Messenger RNA from Plectropomus leopardus (leopard coralgrouper), 4343 nucleotides. RefSeq lists its product as uncharacterized. Gene Ontology annotation, biological process: positive regulation of translation. Gene Ontology annotation, cellular component: cytosol; cytoplasmic stress granule. The record is from RefSeq and is a predicted model, not a curated record. NCBI's taxonomy places the organism in Eukaryota, Metazoa, Chordata, Actinopteri, Perciformes, Serranidae. Gene Ontology annotation, molecular function: mRNA 3'-UTR binding.
AUGGCUGUGAACACGAGCGUCGCUCUUCUCGGCCCCGAGGACCCCGAGAGCAGCGCUGAAGACUCGAGCUUCGGCUCUCUCACACAGCCACCUCCUGCUUCCUCCACUCCACCUCCCUCUUCUUCGUCUCCCUGCACAUCUCCUGAGGAGGGCGAGCGCAGUUUAUGUCCAGAGACUGAUUCUGCUGAGAGUGAAUGCAGACUAAUCCAACUUAGUCCACCAGAGAGACUCUUUAUUCAUGCAUGUGAGGAAACAGAAGAGACAACAGCUGCACAAGGGACUCCGAUUGAUCCUCCAGUCAAACAUAAAUCUGCAGAUACAGAGGAACAGCACCCCCUAACUCCUCAAACUGUCUCUGAGCCUGUCUCUGAGCCUGACUCUGAGCCUGUCUCUGAGCCUGACUCUGAGCCUGUCUCUGAGCCUGUCUCUGAGCCUGACUCUGAGCCUGUCUCUGAGCCUGUCUCUGAGCCUGUCUCUGAGCCUGUCUCUGAGCCUGUCUCUGAGCCUGUCUCUGAGCCUGUCUCUGAGCUUGUCUCUGAGCUUGUCUCUGAACCUGUCUCUGAGCUUGUCUCUGAGCCCGUCUCUGAGCCCGUCUCUGAGCCUGUCUCUGAGCUUGUCUCUGAGCUUGUCUCUGAACCUGUCUCUGAGCUUGUCUCUGAGCCCGUCUCUGAGCCUGUCUCUGAGCCUGUCUCUGAGCUUGUCUCUGAACCUGUCUCUGAACCCGUCUCUGAGCCUGUCUCUGAGCUUGUCUCUGAGCUUGUCUCUGAGCCUGUCUCUCAGCCUCCAGAAUUAUUAACCUCCAGUGUCUCCUCUGACUGCGUGAGCCCUGAGGUCCACCUCAGCCUGCAGCAUGACACUGCUGACUGUUUACCUCAACCUGGAGGUUCAUCAAGUGAGCCAGAGGAAACUAACGAGAUGACGUCUGCCUUUGACAUUGAUAUUCGUCAAGAAACUCCCAAAAUUUUAGCCACUGAGGUGCCGUCCCAGAGCACUGAGGUCCGUGCUGAUACCAGCAUCUGUGAUGUGAUUCCUAACGACUUCAGCUGCCCGGACGAGAAAGCCUCAAGUUUGGACUCCAAGGAGGACCAAUCCCUGAUCUCAGUGGACCCAAAUCAGAUUGAUGUUUACGCCUCAACUCCGUCCUACGAGAUUCACCUCCUGGGUCAGGAGCCGCCGGCGACCGCUGAGGAGGGAGAGAGAGAAGGAGGGAUGAGGGAGAUGGUGUCCGAGCUGCUGGGAGAGGACGCCGACUCCUCCGUCUGCCGCCUCUAUCCCCACCCCUGGAUCAAGCUGGGUCUGGAGGAGACCUGCAGGGGCUGGGCCCAGGGCGCGUCUGUCGACGAGCCCAACCAGGGCGAGAGUAAGACGGGCGCAGGCGACACGGAGCAGAUCCCGGCCUUGGUCCCGGAGCUGCAGCCGUCGAUGGCUCUGCUGGGAGCUUACCCCUACAGCACUGUGAUGCCUCAGGGACCCUGCGUGUGGGACUGGCACACAGACUGCACCCCGUCUGCACCGGCUGCUGCCCCUAGCCUUAACCCGGACGCUCAGGUAUGGACCAAUCAGAACUUUAACUUGGACGUCCCCGGCUCCACCUACCUUCAGGCUCAGCAGCCAUGGCUGCAGUUCACCGACGACCUGACCAGUCAGGAAGGAUACGUGCCGGACUUCCAGCUGGGGAACGUCGGCCUGGCUGAGGCCGUGGUUGAGGCAGAUCCCAGCACGUUAGAGUACCAGCUGCUGACUGCUGAAGCUCCCGUUACUAAUGGAGAGCCCAUUAACCCACCUGUUACAGAUGAGACCAGAGAAGAGCUGAGGACAAUUUUAGAGUCCUGCCUGACCAGGGAGCACCUUGGCAACGACCUGUACCUCAACUCUCAGAUGGACAGCGACCAGUACGUUCCCAUCGCAACCCUGGCCAGCCUCGACAAGAUCAAGAGUCUGAGCACAGACCUGGACCUCAUCUCCGACAUUUUGAAAUCCCUGCCGCUGGUCCAGGUGGCUCCAUGUGGACUGAAGGUCCGACCCUGUCAGAGUCGAUGUGUCGUCAUCCUGCGCGAGAUCCCCAUAACCACACCUAAAGAGGAGGUGGAGGCUCUCUUUAACGGGGAAAACCUUCCAAAGUUCUUGAGCUGUGAGUUCGUGAGCAACGAUAACUGGUUCAUCACCUUCAAAUCUGAAGCCGAGGCACAACAGGCCUACAAGUACCUCAGAGAGGAGGUGCGUGAGUUUCAGGGGAAGCCAAUAAUGGUGAGGAUAAAGGCUAAAACCAUGGCAGUCACCUCGUUUGCCCCAAAAAAUGGCUACAGACCCGCCCAGAUGGACCAGUGUGGCAAUCAUUAUGGCUCGUACUUCCCCUCGAGCACCUACCAGCAGCCCUGCCCCUCCCAGCAGCUGUACGACUUCACCACCGAGGUGUGGGCUUCAGCCGGGGCGGGAUUCCCAGAUUGUGCUGAGCAUCAAACAUUAAUGAAUGACUUCAUGAAUGGAUUCUCCAGUUUCAAACCUCACAACCCGCACAGGCCGAGGAGAGGCUCGAGGUGGUCAAAUGGUGGAGACCGCUGGCAGUCCAAUCAGAAUGACUCCUCGCACCCGUCAGAUCAAGCACCGUUGGAGCGCUCCUCGUCUCCCGUGAGGCCGGGGCGAGGGCGGUCGCGGGGAAACACGCGCCGUCCCAGCAGAGGUGGAAGGACGGAGCCCAACAAGCAAAUUUUGUCGCCCACUUCUGAAAGGGGAAGGAGAGGGACCUUCGUCCAGGGGAGGAGAGGGGCCCCGAGGUCAUGGGACAAAUCCGCUGGAAGCAAUCGUAACGCACCAAGUCAGUCGCCUCCUCGCCAGCCGUCUCCUCCUGAGCUCGGCCUGACGAGCUUCCCUCCUCUUCCUCCAGCAAACACUGCCAUAGCAACGACACCUGCAGCGAAUGGCGACGCCAAGAUUCCAGUGAAAAGCAGCAGCCCGUGUGCAUCAGUGCCAACAGUGUCACAAGAUCUUCAGCCAAUCGUAGAGCAGGAUGUGAAGGAACGCUCGGAGACGACCAGCGAGGCCAAACCAGCUCAGUUUACACAGGAAGCAGUCACAGAGUCCAAGAAGCCGAGUUAUGCCGAGAUCUGCCAGAGAGCAUCGUCCAAUGAGCCGGUGGCGCCCGCAGACCUCGCCUCCUCAGGGGCAGAGCACGUCCCGGCGUUUCCAGGCCAAGCGUCCGAACCGGUGCUGUUGCAACGGUGAUCAUAUCGGGUGGAGAAAAAAAAAAAGACUUUCUGUCCUCAUGGUGUCAUAUAAGCUAAAAAUGUAUUACUGUGCCGUCCGAAAACACAAACCAGCUGCAGAUUUACUCAGGAAUUAUCUGUGAGUAUCAUUCUACAUUAAGCAUCAGAAAUCAACUGAGUUUAGGUCUGGAUUUUUAAACUGAAGCUUUCAUAGAAACAGCAGGCAGCGUGCAGCGGGAGGGAGGAAGUCCGGCUGGUUCAGGACGGGCCGGGCCGGUGUGGACUGCAGGAUGUUAACUUUUCAGUUUUUAGUGCGAGAGCUUGAGAGAAUCUGUAAAUGUUGUUCUGCAGCUUUAGGUUUAUUUCUUGGUUUGUAGUUGAGAUGAGUUUCCUGAGAGCCUGGUUUUGAUUUAGCCUUGUUUUGCUGAUGGCUCCUCUUUUCCUGCCGUUUGUGUGUGUUUGACGUUUCCUCGCUGUACAGGACGUUCUGCCAUGAUUUUCUUUCUUUCUUUUUUUCCAUACAUCUGUGUUAUUCUUGAGUCUACAGGGCUGCUGUGGGCACACAUGAUGCUUUUUGUCUAAAUAUUAGUACCACUCACCCAGUUUGUUUCCACUUUUAGACACUGGUGAGAUGAACCCAGGUCAAACCAGUGUGUGAGUGAGCACUGGGAGGUUCAGGAAUCAAAUUGAACUUGAAAGUAUGAAAAGUACUGAUUAUCAAAACUUUAUCUUUGCAUGACUUUUUUUAAUUUACUUUUAGACUUUAAUUUAUGUCAUAUUUUUUAUUUAUGUUCGAUAGGAGUGCUUUUGUGUGUUAAAGUUUAAGUCUCGCCUGUGUUGAGAAAGAGGUCAGUGUCCUGAUGUCCAGUGUGUUGGACACGGGUAGGCUCAUUUCAGGUCGUCCUGUAGACGGUAACACGCCUCUGGCUGGGUGCACUGGUUACUCAGUGUCCAUUAACACGCACCACUUCAGCACAGAGAACCUGAACUGUGUUUGAGCACCUGAAUUUGUACCGAGUCUCACGCUCUUUUGUUUAAAAUACACCAUUUUAAAUGUAAUCAGCUGCCGUGGAGAAAGAGCGGGCGUGGUUGUGGCACAUGUUACUUUGUCUGUACAGAUGUACAUAUUAUUGAACAAAU